AUGUCGAAUACAUCUGAUCAUCGCACUUUUAUUAAACAGACUGCUUCAACAGCACAUGAACAGCAAGCUGCAAAACUGGAGAAAUUAUUAGCCAAUCCGGAUAAACCAAUUGCCCUACCACCACUACAACAUGAAAAAACACUUCGACCGCCAAGAGAGAUUAUGAAAAAUGUGAGCGGAAGUAGUGCUGGUGCUGGAAGUGGAGAAUUUCACGUUUAUAAGCAUAGUAGAAGGAGGGAAUACGAAAGGAUAAAGUUGAUGGAAGAAGCUGCCGAGAAGGAGAAAGAAGAAAAAGAAUAUCAAAAUCGUCAAAAAGAAGUACAACUUGCUAUCGAAAGAAAGACGAACAAAAAUAGGGCAAAACGCGAUAAAAGGAAAGCAGCAAGAGGAGCAGCGAAAUCAGCAAAUCAAACAGAUAUCAACAAGCACAUAGACGAAGAAAUUUUGGAAUCUACGAAUGAGAAAAGACGGAGGUUACAUGCAGAAGGCGCGUCCGAGGUGAUCUUCCAACAGCCCGAAUCUGAUUCAAAAGGGUGA
Meira miltonrushii is the source of this 537-nucleotide messenger RNA. Its product is annotated as DUF1168-domain-containing protein. NCBI's taxonomy places the organism in Eukaryota, Fungi, Basidiomycota, Exobasidiomycetes, Exobasidiales, Brachybasidiaceae. The record is from RefSeq and is a predicted model, not a curated record. Bases 1 to 537 code for a protein of 178 amino acids. The transcript has a single exon. Gene Ontology annotation, molecular function: protein kinase inhibitor activity; protein kinase binding; double-stranded RNA binding. Gene Ontology annotation, cellular component: nucleolus. Gene Ontology annotation, biological process: negative regulation of protein kinase activity.